UUCCUCUUGAAGCUGACUUCCUCUCUGGAAGUGAUUUUCGUCUCCAACCAUGUUGAGGCUCUUUUCUCAUUCUUUCAUUCUGACUAACUUGCUUUUUUCCCCUCUGACAUCCUACUGCAGUUGGGAACUUCUGGAGUAAGAGCGACAGAUCUUGCUGCUCCCCCCACCUUUUCCUGCAACUUAAUCAUUUGCAGAUCUUGCCAUGGGGUGCGGACUGAGAAAGCUGGAAGACCCAGAUGAUAGCAGCCCUGGAAAAAUCUUUUCUACCCUGAAGAGACCACAAGUUGAAACAAAGACGGAUUCUGCUUAUGAAUAUGUGUUGCUGGAUUUUACUUUAGAAGCUUCGUCAAAUCCAGAAGUUAUCAAGAUCAGUUCUGUGCUGGAUAUAGCAUCUCAGGUGGAAGAAUACUACAGCAAAGGAUAUGUUGUGGGAGCUGUUCAUCCCAUUAUGCUGCCAAUUGGACGUAGAAGGAGUUUCCCUGCAAGUCACAUGUAUCGAGUGGUGCUUUCUCGAUUAAAAUCAAGCCAGAAGCAUGCAGCACCCAGAGGACAAAGGCACCCCAGGCUGCUGAUUGAAGAAUGUCCUUUAAUGUAUGAAACACUGACAAAUGAGGUAGUGAAAGAACUGUUAGAAAAGGUUAACGAAGCUGCUAAAAGAGGAAAGAAGUUUGUGGGAUUUGUAACACAACAUUUUCCUCAGCCCAAAGCCUGCAAUGGAACAAGCGCAGAUGGAAGUGCAGAGCUGGAAGCAACACUGGGCAGAAGAAACAGGGAACACAGGAGAGAAAACUUUGAUGAAAACUACAAAAACUGGAAUGAGGGGACACUGAGUGGUCAUUCCUCUGAGAGUGGGAUAGAGGAGGAAAUGCAAGGAGAAAGCAGACUAUUGGAGGAUUCAGACUUCCAGUUUGGAAAAGAAGUCAGCCCUUCUAAACCACGGAAAGGAGAUGACAAGCUGUAUACAGUCUUCAAUGUUUUUGAUGAGGAUUCCACCUGCUGGACCUAUCAUGAAGGUGUUUUGUCUAUGAAAGUAACAAGGAAGGGGCCAGUUGUGAGUACUCUGGAAGCAGACUGGCUAGAAUUAACUACAUUUUAUUAUAAACAAGGAUUGUCCUUAGUUGAUUCUUUUGUACACUGGGAAACUUCUAAAGGGGACUAUUUGCCCAAAUCUUUAGAAGGAUUAUUUAUCUAUGAAGAAGAAGGUGCUGGGGUUCCAGGUUCCAGCAGGAAAGGAAAUGAUGCAAUAGUUGUUGAACAAUGGACAGUCAUUGAGGGGUGUGAAAUUAAAACAGAUUACGGACCUUUAUUGCACACGCUGGCUGAGUUUGGAUGGCUCCUGACCUGUGUCCUGCCCACACCCAUCGUACGACAUGACAGUGAAGGAAAUCUUGCUACAAAGCAAGUAAUUUUUCUUCAGAGACCUGUGAUGUGGAGUUCUGCUGUCCAGACACCAGAGAGGAAAUUCUUAAGACAAGUUACUGGGGAGGACAAAGGCAGAGUGUCUAGCAGAAGUGUUGGAUUAGACACAGCUACUUCUUGCCCUCUAGAAACUGGACAACCACCUGACGAGUUUCACCUAUCUCCUUCAAAACAAUGUUGGAUCAAGGAGGGAUCCUCCCAGUAUGGAGGCUUUCCAGGAUUCAGUAGCAGUGAUGGAGUAUUAAGGGAACUGGAUGAUGGACAGUAUGACCAGGAAGAUGGAGUCACUCAGGUCACAUGUAUGUGAUAAAGUCAGAAACUGCAUAAGAUGGACAUGUACAUAAAUCACAAAUGGAUUUUUUUAAAAAAAAAUUAUACUACUUUAAAUGCAUUGGUAUAAUCCUAUGGCUUCGUCCAGACUCAUUUUGUAUUUUUGUCAGUUUUUGUUGUUAAUCCUACUGUAGUAAUACUACUACAAAAGCAUUUGCUUUUCUGUCUCUCUUUAAUAGUAUAACUGUGUGACUGGGUGUUCUUUUAACUUGUUAAUGCUUUUGACAAGCAAGGAAGCAAAAGCUGCAGGAGUGACAGUUUGGAUUGUGUAAGGAGAAAGGAAUGAGGAUGUUUAGUAUUUUCCAUAAACUGGAGGAACGUUUUUGGGUGUUGUUUGUUUUUUAAGGGUGUUGUAAAUAUUGGUGGGGAAAGAUGAACUGACUGACUGUUAAGUUUUAAUGUAAUUUUCACUUUAUUUGCCUUGCAUAAGUUCUAAAGCUUAGAGAAAUGUCAAGUCUUAGCCUAGAGUGUUAGUAAUUUAAGCUACAUUCAGACUUGAUGUGGACAGAGAAACUCGGGGUGCUGUAGGCAGACACUUCCUCCUAUGAUAGCUUCACCUCUGCAGGUUGUAUCAGAGUUCCUUGUAGGUGUAAGCCACGUGCUGUUGGAGCUUAGAACUUGAGCAAUGAUAUAGUUGUAACUUAGUCAUGAGUGGAAAUUAAGAACCACUCAUCCCCUGGAAGAUAACUUGCAGUCUGUGAGCACAUAGUUUGAGAAGCUCAGAAGCUGCACUGACAUCAGCGUGCCCGGUGGAGCUGCUAACACAGGAGGAGGACAUGGGCUAAACUUAAUGGGCAAUAUUAGAUCAUGCAGUAUAUACAAACAUGCUGAUCUGGAUAUAAAAGAUGCCCCAGCUGAAUGUAUCUCACACUGGAUAAAGUGUAUUCAACUGCAUCAAACACCAGACAUCCUCACCAUAGAGAGGAGCCGCUUGUGCUAAGUGAGGGUAAUGCUGGCAGGGCUGUGCUGGGAGGGGCACAAACAGGAAUUAUUUUUAUGCUGCUGUCUGGAAACUACACUUUACAGAGGAGAAGCUGAAUAAAAAUGUCUCCAGGAAAAAAUUGCAUUUUUCAUUUAGUUUUAGAAGCCAAAAACUAAAACUGCUCUUCAUAUUUAACCUAGUGCAAAAUGAUUUGGUCAGAAUGAGAAGUCAGAACAGAACUGAGCAAUUGCAUUCACAACCAUGCUCUCAAUGUUUGCAGUACAGCACACACAUCACCCAGGGGUUCUGAUACCUCUCUGUGCAUGUUGUGCUGCAAACGUGGAGAGAAAUGUCAUGAACAGGUUUACCUGCACCCCUCUGUCCCCCCCCAGCUGCUGUGGGAGUCUGCCUGUCCACAGUGGUAGGUGCUGGCACUAAACACAGUGGGCAAACCAAUGCAGUGGCAGGAACACCAACAAUUAAUGCCAAAUGAGUACCCCAGGAGAUGACCAGGAUAGUGGAAGUGUACCUGCAAUCUUGGAGCUGUGCACAAAUAACAUGGGCAGAAGCUGCCUAUUUUGAUAAGCAAAAAUUAACUCGUGAAGGAAAAAAGUUGCACUUGCUGCUAUUUCAAUUUGUUUUUGUAGAGUGUGCAGGGGGGGAAACCCACGCAUAACUAGCAUAGCAGGAGCUUGAAAUAUUAUUGCUUUGGAGCUGCUUCCCAAUUUGCUUGUGAAAUUCUUGUAGGUAGGCUUGCUGUUUUUCAUUUUGGAAGAGGAACUCUUAACAAUUGUUCAUAGCAGGUUUGGGUUGUUUUGUUUGGGGUUUUUUUUCCCCAAAAAAUCCCCAGCCCUGGAGCUGGAGACAUUCCUUCAGCUUGAUUUUCCCAUUGCAUGCAAUGGGGAGCAAUGGGAGCACAGGAGUGCCUGUAAGAGGAGGCAUGGUCAGAAAUCCCUUCUUGCCAAGGCUUCUCUCCCAGCUUUGCCAGCAUCUCGAGCUCAGAGAUGUGGGGCAGGCACCUUGCAUUCAUUGCCUGUCGGUGUGGGGGGAGAUCCCACUGCUGACAGGGAGGGUGCUGGGCUGGGUGUUCCGUGCAGAGCCUGACCCAAGUGCUGCUCUCUCUUGCUCUGCUCUGGGAACAGCAGUCGUGUCACAGUUAGCGAGGAUCUCUGUGCUGCACAGGGGGGACAAAUUACAGACAUACAUGUUACUUCUGUCUCUGGCAGACAGCCAGGUAACUCAAGCAUUUGAAAAAUGGAGUAACAGCUGGGCUUUUGCAACUUGGAAUAUGCUGCUCUCCUCAUGAAAAUAUUUUUAUGAGUUAUCCAAAACUUUGGUGUGCUUGUAAUUUUAACUACUGGUCAUUCUCCAUACAAGUCAAACCUAUAAAAUGAGCAAGAAUUGGUCAAAAACUUCAGCAAUUCUGAAUAUUUCAAGUCAGAGCUUUUGAAGUACAUAAAGAAAUUACCUUUUACUAAGCAGUAUUCUUGCUUAUGGUGCUUAACAGUAAUGAAUCCUUAAUCAACACUGAUCUAAAACUAUUUAAGUUACAAAGUAUAAAGUAGUAAAUUAAAUGCAGUUACUCUUUCUGGAAUACGUUACUUGGAUAAAAAGAAUCAUUUAACUUUUAACUGAGAUCUUAGCUGUUGAGAGUGCAGAAAAUUCAAAUAAAAGAGUAUCAUUUUAAGAGUUUUUUCCCUUUAGCAGUAAUGGGAUGUACACAAAGGAAAUUCUGUUUUGGUAGUAGGGUACCACAUGGAUGUCCACAGGUACAUUCUAGAAUAUCAUCACUUUUAGCAAGGCUUGUCUUAAAAUGAAGUCAUAUUCCUUUCUAGUAGUCCCCAGUUUUAACUGUGCUUUAGUUCUUGCUUGUCAAUCUCACAGGUGUUGACAGUGCUGCAAACCUCUGAAUUUCUUUCUUGUCUUUUUAAUUCAGUAUAAAUAUGUGAAAUGGUUUCCUCUGAACACACUCAGCAAUUUCUUUUAAGGAUCAGCUGGGGGUUUUUAAUGUCAUUUUUUUCACAGUUUGAAAGUUGCCCCUGCUGUAGAAACAUUAAUCUUGUUUUCCCAGCUCUUUGUUGUCUGUCACUUCACAGGGCUACCUUUAGGCUCUGUAUGGAAGAAAAUAAACAAAAUACAAUUCUUCAUAUGGGAGGGAAAAAAGCCAACCUGACAGGAGCCGAGAUAGAGAUGUGGAAAGUGAGUGGCACAGAGAGGGUAGCAAAGGAAUGAUUCCUCAGCAUUCUUUUUUUGGUGCAAGAACUCAGGGCAACCAUGGCAGUGGUAAGUAGACAGUUUGAAACAAACCGUGGUAUCUGUUCAGCUGAGUGUAGAAUUCCCUGCUCCAGGAUGUUGUGUGUGAAGCUACCUGGAUUUAAAAGGUGACCAAAAAACUCCUGAAAGGAAAAGCAUUAUUCUCUCUGAAAGCCACUGAACCAGAAGCUGUUGCAGACUGUCAAAACUGGUCUGAGUGCACAGCUCUCCUGUUCUUUAGAUUACUGUGAGCAUCGGGGGCUUCAUCACUGGUGUCACGGAGCUGAGUGUGGCAAAACUUUUUGUAUGCUGUUGUGAGUGUAUAUGCUCACACACUGCUCAGCUUCCAUUUUACCAGAGUGCACUAACUUACUUUUUAUUGUGAGAAUUGCAAAUUAAAGCAUGGAUGCGUUCUCUGACAGAAAAAGUAAGUACAUUUUUAGUCAAUAACAAGGCUUCAGUCAGGAGCAGCCUGUGUGUCUGAACUGUAAUAAGAAAGUUCUUUAUGUGUAUGUGACAAGACAAAUGCUCUGCAACUAUCAGAACAGAGACAGAAGGCAGCCAAUACUGCUCGUGAACUUCUGCAAAGGAAUGUUUAUACUUUCUGAUGCUUAAAUUGUUUGGAGAGGAAAUAGUUCUCUAGUGUUUACAAACAGGAAGAAACUGUCCAAUGUUAAAUAUUUUGUACCCUGCUCAUAAUUGUCAGAACAGUUUAUUUACAUACCUGGUUAACUGCAAUAAACUGUUGCUUAACUUC
Molecule: messenger RNA, 5681 nt
Organism: Myiozetetes cayanensis
Lineage: Eukaryota; Metazoa; Chordata; Aves; Passeriformes; Tyrannidae
Gene: RFTN2
Product: raftlin family member 2
Exons: 10
Coding region: 203-1726 (507 amino acids)
Source: RefSeq, a predicted model, not a curated record